AUGCAUAUAUUACAAAAAGGUAUAUCAUAUAAUGCUCCUUUAUUAAGUCGAUCAUUGCAUCUUUUAAAAGAUCUAGCAUAUGUAAAUGGUGAGUGGACAGGAGCAAUAAAAAAAGAAACAUUUCCUAUUUAUAAUCCAGUUGAUAAAUCUGUUAUUAACAAUGUUCCUGAUAUGGAUGUUCAAGAUACUCAAUUAGCAAUCGAUGCUGCUUCCAAAGCUUUUAAAACAUUUAGUCAAACAACUGCAAAAGAACGAAGUGAUUUAUUGAGAAAUUGGUAUAAUCUAAUGGUAAAACAUUCUGAAGAUUUAGCACAAAUUUUAACCAAAGAAAAUGGAAAAUCCAUUGCUGAAUCUAAAGCUGAAAUCAGAUAUGGAAAUUCAUUUGUUGAAUGGUUUUCUGAAGAAGCUAGACGAAUUAAUGGAGAGAUAUUGCAAGCACCAGUAUCUAAUAGAGAACUUCUCUUGUGGAAACAACCAGUAGGAGUAGCUGCUUUAAUUACACCAUGGAAUUUUCCACAUGCUAUGAUUACACGAAAAGCUGCUGCUGCUCUUGCUGCUGGAUGCACAUGUGUGAUUAAACCAUCUGAAGAUACACCCCUUACUGCUUUAGCAUUAGCUGAUCUUGCAGAGAAAGCAGGGUUUCCUCAUGGAACAGUAAAUGUAAUUACAACAAGUCUAAAAAAUUCUCCUAGUGUUGGUAAAGAAUUAUGUGAAAGUGUUAAGGUAAGAGCUUUAUCAUUUACUGGCUCAACAGCUGUGGGAAAAAUUUUAUAUCGACAAUGUGCUUCAAAUAUAAAGCGACUUGGUCUUGAAUUAGGAGGUAAUGCACCAUUUAUUGUGUUUGAUUCUGCCAACAUAGAUUUAGCUGUAUCAGGUGCUAUGGCAAGUAAAUUUCGUAAUACUGGUCAAACAUGUGUUUCUGCAAAUAGAUUCUUUGUACAAGCUGGUAAAUUUGAUAAAUUCAUAGAAGCAUUUUUAUCAAAAAUUAAGGAUGAAAUUAAAAUGGGUGAUGGUAGUAAGGCAGGGGUAACACAUGGUCCUCUUAUUAAAGAAAGUCAGUUAAAUAUGGUAAAUGCAUUGGUUACUGAUGCAGUACAAAAGGGAGCAAAAGUACAUUGUGGUGGUACACCAUUACCUGAAUUAGGACCAUUGUUUUAUGCUCCUACACUUAUAACAGGUGUUACUCAAGACAUGAAAAUAUAUGGUCAAGAAAUUUUUGGUCCAGUAGCUGUUAUUCAUAAAUUUGACACUGAGGAUGAAGCUAUAAAAAAAUCUAAUGAUAUACCUGUUGGUCUAGCUGGAUAUUUUUAUUCUGAAGAUAUAUCACAAAUAUAUAGAGUAGCAAAAAAAUUAGAAGUUGGAAUGGUUGGGGUAAAUGAAGGAUUAAUUUCUACUGCAGAAGCUGCUUUUGGAGGUGUAAAAGAAUCAGGUAUAGGAAGAGAGGGUUCUAAGCAUGGUGUUGACGAUUUUCUUGAGAUAAAAUAUGUGUGUCUGGGAAAUCUGAAACAAUGUUGA
Habropoda laboriosa is the source of this 1515-nucleotide messenger RNA. RefSeq names its product succinate-semialdehyde dehydrogenase, mitochondrial (gene Ssadh). The record is from RefSeq and is a predicted model, not a curated record. Bases 1 to 1515 code for a protein of 504 amino acids. Gene Ontology annotation, molecular function: succinate-semialdehyde dehydrogenase (NAD+) activity. The transcript has a single exon. NCBI's taxonomy places the organism in Eukaryota, Metazoa, Arthropoda, Insecta, Hymenoptera, Apidae.